Messenger RNA from Galleria mellonella (greater wax moth), 4464 nucleotides. RefSeq names its product hillarin (gene Hil). NCBI's taxonomy places the organism in Eukaryota, Metazoa, Arthropoda, Insecta, Lepidoptera, Pyralidae. The transcript is spliced from 15 exons. The coding region runs from base 555 to 2984 and encodes 809 amino acids. The record is from RefSeq and is a predicted model, not a curated record.
UCGGCUGGCCCCCGCUCGCGUCGCGCGCCGUACGUACGCCCGUUACACGAGACGCGCUCACCUGACAGGUGUUCUGUGCUAAACAUUCAAAUUUCGAAUGACAUUCAAAUAUAAAAAUGAAAGAAUCACUCACGUUCGGUUUCUAAAUUUUCAAAAGUGCACAAAUGUACCGUUGUGGGAUUCCAUUUCUUUUCCGUUAGCGCGUGUGGCUGUUGUAUUGUGUACUGUGGGAUCCGAUGGAACGUUGAUGUAAAUGUUAUAAAGUUCACCACAGAUUGUAUUACACGUAAAUUCCAUAUUUUGGCUGUAUAGCACACCUACCUGAAACCAAAUUAUACAGACUGCUGCCCGUCGUGACCGAAUGAUGAACUGUGACGUAAUCGGGUGACGUGACAAAAUAGUGGUUGUGAACUCGGCUGACGAAACACAUGAGCGGUUGUGAACUGUUACGUGAUCGGGCGACGUGACACAUGUAUGGUUGUGAACUGUGACGUGCUCGGGUGACGUGACAUAGUGUAGUGUUUGUGAAUUAUGACGUGACACAACCGACAGCCAUGUACCGGCCGAAUUUCUACGAGAGCACAUGCUUUCGGUGUAAUGAGAUUGUGUACCAAGUGGACAGAGUUGGACCGUUGAAGGAUUUCACGUUCUUCCAUAGUGGUUGUUUUAAGUGCGCCGUGUGUGGGACCAAAUUAACUUUAAAGACAUAUUACAACAAUCAACACUGGACAGAGGACAAAGAGGUCUACUGCUCGAGCCAUGUGCCCAAAAUCGGACCUGGUCAUCUGGACAACUCCUCUGUUGGCAUCCGGAGUGCACUGAAUGUCCCCAAAAGCAACAAUUAUGUCAACGAACAGAUCAGGGGGCACGCGAGAAACAGUCACGAUAAUGAAUUAUCGCCGACUCGGACUACAAAUGGCGGUAGUGUACACGCGUCGCCCGCGCGGGAACUGUCGCGCGACACGCCCGACUACCAAUACGGGCGGUUCGACGCAAGCGCACUCCAUAUUGCGCAUGCGCUUAAACAAACAGAGCUGCAGAAGGCUUACCACCGACCUAGGGAGAAACCCAUUGACUGCUACUUGGAUCGUGAUGAACAAACGAAACUGGAGAUGAAACACCGACAGGAGGAAGACGAUUUGUAUAGGAAAUUCUCCAAGCAUCGCGAAGAGGAAAACAGAAGAAUACGAGAAGAAAUUCAGGAUGAGUGGGAGCGCGAAUUGGAGAGGCUAACUAACCGGUUUCAACAAGAGAUGCAAGUUAAAAAGAGAAGACCAGACGCUGAGAUCGGCGCACUAACCCUCCGGCACCAGCAAGAGAGAGCCGAUCUAGAGAAGAACAUGACACUAAGAAGAGACAAGAAGAAAGAAAGUCUCACAAGGAAGAUGUUGGAGCAUGAAAGGGCAGCAACAGCCGCACUAGUCGAAAAGCAAAGUCAUGAGAUGAUGGAACUUAUACAAGAGAGACGAUCAGAGUACAUGGCGGCCUCAUCAUUAUACUUGGACGGAGAGGAAGCGCCCCCAUACCCCGCCAGGGCCCCAGCACCAUUGCCACCACUAGUCUCCAAGUUCCACAUCUACACUGAUCCUGCGGAGUUUGCUGAUGUUGACAAGAUAGCUAUUUCGGUGGCACAAGAAGACCAAAAAACCUUCACAGAUCUAGUCCGGCAACUUGUAGGCAGAUGUGCUACAGAUGUGGAAAAGGCUAGAACCAUAUUCCGUUGGAUCACAGUCAAAAACCUCAAUAACAUACAGUUCGAUGACAACCUGAGAGGCGACUCGCCCCUCGGUUUACUAAGAGGCAUCAAACACGGCACUGAGAGUUACCAUGUACUGUUUAAGAGAUUGUGCAGUUACGCAGGCCUUCACUGCGUGGUCAUCAAAGGGUACAGCAAGUCGGCCGGUUAUCAGCCAGGGGUUCGCUUUGAGGACAACCGUUUCCGCAACUCGUGGAACGCGGUGUACGUGGCUGGCGCCUGGCGAUUCGUGCAGUGCAACUGGGGCGCCAGGCACUUGGUCAACGCUAAAGACGCACCCAAACCCGGCAACAGGGGCAAGAGUGAUAGUUUGAGAUACGAGUAUGACGACCAUUACUUCCUGACGGACCCUCGCGAGUUCAUCUACGAAUUCUUCCCCCUGCAGCCGGACUGGCAGCUACUGAAGACGCCCAUCACGCUGCAUGACUUCGAAGAGUUGCCCUUCGUACGCUCACUGUUCUUCAGAUACGGACUGUAUUUCAGUGAUCCGAACACGAAGGCUGUUAUGUAUACAGACUCAACUGGUGCGGCGACUAUGCGCAUAGCCAUGCCGGCACAUAUGCAGAGCUCCCUGAUCUUCCAUUACAACCUCAAGUUCUACGACACAGAGGGCGAUGGCUUCGAUGGAGUCAGCCUUAAAAGAUUUGUCAUGCAGUCAGUGGUAGGCAACGUGGUAUCGUUCCGGGUUCACGCGCCUUGCAGCGGAGCCUUCUUGCUGGAUAUCUUCGCGAAUGCUGUCACGCCGCGAGAAUACCUCACCGGGGAGCCCAUGAAAUUCAAGAGCGUCUGCAAGUUUAAGAUUUGCUGUGCGGAGCUGCAGACAGUUAUGGUUCCCCUGCCAGACUGUGCAAGCGGCGAGUGGGGACCCACUAAGGCCACCAGACUCUUUGGUCUCGUGCCUAUAACGCACCAGGAGGCGUUAGUGUUCGCUGGUCGAGAACUAGAGAUACAGUUCCGUAUGUCGCGACCCUUGGCCGACUUCAUGGCGACUCUCCAUAAGAACGGCGUUGACGAGAAGAGACUCUCAAAGUACGUGCAGCAGAACGUGUCUGAUGACAUCGUGUCCUUCUACAUCACUUUCCCAGAAGAAGGUCAAUACGGACUGGAUAUAUACACACGCGAGCGCGGAGGGCCCACAGCUAUCCACCAAAACGGCUCCACCGAGAAAGAGAAGCACCUUCUCACGCACUGCUGCAAAUACCUCAUCAAUAGUAGCAAAAGGAAUUGAUAAUUUAGUGUCGACAUUAAAAAGUCGAACGCCGUCAAAUUAAACAAAGCAAUACUUAGUAAUUGGCAACUCCCGUCUUAGUAAAUGACAAUGUCCUCCAUGGUUAUUGGCAACUUCCAUAGUAAUCGCCAACACCCACCUUUUUAAUUACCAGCACCCAAUCUAGUAAUUGAUAACGCCUUCCAUGGAGGUCGACAAUGCUCUACUUAGUAAUUGGCGACAAUGCAUUGUAUUUGGCGACAUCGUCAAUACGUUAAAUACGUUGCUAAUGUGUACAACAGCGAAAAUGUCACGAGUUAUUGAAAAUCUAAUUUAACUAAUCCGAAAUUAAUAUUCUGUUAAUUGUACUCAUAUCAUCAAGUAUCAAGAACAAGACAUUGAAAUAAUAUUAAAUUGCAAAAUACAGUCUUCCUUUUAAAUAUCGUACGUCCAUUUCAUUUAAACCCAUAUAAUCUCCUAGAAUUUGUUUUGGUAUAAUAUUGUAUACCUACAAUUACUAGAAAACUUAGAAGUAUUCUAAAAUUAAAUUUUCGCACGCAAACGGAAGAUUUGUUGAAGAGUGGCCAGCAAGCAACAAUGAAAUGUUUUAUAAAUGAACGUGUAUUAUGUUUAUUCAAUUAUAGUUAUUUCAGUUAUAGCAUACAUUUGUAACAAUUGCUUGUAUUCUUAUUGUAACGUUAAAUAUUUUUAGAGACGUUUUAAUGUAUUUUUAAAGAAAUAUACCCAAAUGUAGAUAAUUGUUAGUUAUAGGUUAAAUAAAUGAAACUCCGUCCAAUUAUUAUAUAAACAUUUAUUGUAGAUUUUACACUAAUAUUUUAGACAAAUCUAUGUCAUUUGUAAAUUAUAUAUUUAAAUCGGAUAUUAAGAGAUAGAUUUCAUAAAAUUUAUACAUGAAUAUGAUAAGUACAGGUUGUGCUGAAGCAAUCCAAUUGCUUUGUUAUAUUUUUAUUGCAUUGUAUAAACAAUAAAUUAUAUAAGGUUAUUGAGAUUCUAGUGGCAGUUUACAUAAUAUUAUAAUUAUUAAGUCAGGACCCUAUGCGAGUAUUAAUAUGACGCGUUGUAAUACAAGUAACAUACAAGCGCUGCUUACAAUUUAAUGUUUUCAUAUGUCACUUUUAGAUAGCAAUAUUUCUGCGUAAAACAGUCUAAAUUGCUUAUGCAUAGUUCUGAAUGCAGAUAAUUUUAUAGCUUAGUUUUUUUUUUUAUCUAGAAAAAUGGGUCCAGGACUGUCACACACAGUGUUCAUAGAAUUUAAAAAAUUAAGUUGACACAUUUGAGGACGUAAAUCGAAAUAGAUUGCUAUAUUUUAUUACAUCUUUUUUUUUUUGUUACACGCCCAAUAAAAUACAGCAAUUUAUUACUUAGCGUAGCGAGCAUUAAGUAUGCUUAAUGUCUAAUUUAUAAUGUAUUUUUUUAUAUUUAAUAAACACGGCAAUAUAUGUAAAUUUUAUAAAAAUAUAUGGCAUGUUAUUUUUCUAAA